Penicillium maclennaniae is the source of this 1338-nucleotide messenger RNA. Its product is annotated as camp independent regulatory protein. The record is from RefSeq and is a predicted model, not a curated record. The transcript has a single exon. The coding region runs from base 1 to 1338 and encodes 445 amino acids. Gene Ontology annotation, molecular function: DNA binding. NCBI's taxonomy places the organism in Eukaryota, Fungi, Ascomycota, Eurotiomycetes, Eurotiales, Aspergillaceae.
AUGGAGACAUACUACGGGCACGUCCGCACGCCAGCGGACGCAAUUAUCCUCUUCGAAGCUUGUCGCGUUGGGAUUCUUCCGCGAGUACAGCGACGACUUUCAGAAAAGGAGCGACAGUCGAUACGAUCCGGCUCCGUAUUUGUUUGGGACGAGCGGGAAGCGGGUAUGCGACGAUGGACCGACGGCAAAUCAUGGAGCGCUAGUCGGGUAUCCGGCAGCUUCUUGACUUAUCGCGAGAUGGAGGGCAAGCGGGGAGGUGGUAGUGUGUCCCAAGGCUCUGUGCCCAGAGUUGGCAAGACACCGGAAAGCCGAGGUAGUGAUGAGGAUCGGGGAGAUGGAACCGAUGAAGGCCCCGAUGGCUAUCGAUAUAAGCCGGACGGAUUAAUGAAGCAGUCCUUCAGUAUCACCACCUCAACCGGCCAACACCUUCACUUGAUUAGCUACUACUCGCGAUCACAUCCCUCGGCGGCAAACUUGCAACAACCCACUACCGACCCCGCUUUGCAGCAAGUACGACCGCAGAAGGGACUGUAUCCCGAGUCCACCGUCAAUGACCAGCAGAAUCUCCCAGUUGUUACUCGGGGUCCGAUGGCUGGCGCCGCUUAUCCUAUCACGCCUCACCCCAUGGGCGCUUAUGCGCCGCGCACCUCACAUGCGCCCUCAUAUCAGCCCCAAUAUGCUUGGCCCCCCACGCCGUUGGCUACCCCUCCCACUGUCGCCGUGCCGUAUGGCGCUGCUUAUCUUCCUCCGGUGUCUGCAACUAAUGGUCCUCAUCCCUAUGGCCAACCACAACAUCAAACGCCUUCACGUCAACCACCUAGUAUUCACGCUCUGCCACCUCCACCCCAAGGUUUGCCCGGUCCCUACGAUCGAGCUCACCACCCAGACCCAGCCCUCCCACCAGGCGGUCCGCCGGCAGCUGUACCAGCUGGAUAUCCAGGGCGAUCGCCGCGCACUAUGCACGAGUCUAUCCAUGAGCAGCGCAGCCCUCGCUCGUUCGGACCGCCCGCAACAGAUCCCCGCCUUGCCUCGCCCCGAGUACCAAAUUCAGCCAUGCCGCAAGUCAACGGAGUCGCUCAUAGCCCGCACAUGCUGAAGCGAGAGCCUCAAUCGCUCGCUUCCCUGCAGCAGCUCGUUCCCGCGGGCACCCCGCCCAAGCCAGCGGAAUCGGGCGUCCCUGGCAUCGGCUCGUUAAUGAGCGGCACAUCCUUGGCUCCGAUCUCAGGACCGGACGGACCAGCAACUGGCCCUGGAAGUCCCAACAGCCGUCAGCCCUCUAUCAGCCGAGUCGACGGACCACGGGGAUAUUCCCGACGAGAAAAUGAGUUUCGCAGGUGA